Molecule: messenger RNA, 2031 nt
Organism: Sycon ciliatum
Lineage: Eukaryota; Metazoa; Porifera; Calcarea; Leucosolenida; Sycettidae
Exons: 1
Coding region: 1-2031 (676 amino acids)
Source: RefSeq, a predicted model, not a curated record
AUGGCCUACACGUUGCGCUGGCAGCAAGCCCAGCCUCAAGAGGUGGAGGUUCCAGACAACGAGACUGUUUCUGACACGGUGGGCGACAGAAAACUCUGGAAGCUCAAGCAGCGUGGGUUUAAACAACCGCCGAAAAUGUGUGACGAUGAAGAAAGGAAGCUUGCGAAUUUCAAGGACGAUGUUCUCGCUGCUUACACCAAAUACAGGCCAUCGACGUCUAAUAUGACCAAGGAGGAACGAGAGGAGCUGGCCAGACUCCGCAAGGACACAAGUACAGUCAUCAAACCGUCAGACAAAAGUAAAAAAUUAGUCGCAAUGAAACAAACGCUCUACCUGGAGAAGGCAGACACAUUGCUAUCAGAUAGCGCUAUGUACGAAAAGGUUGACCUAACAAUAACUGAGUUCGAGACACGGGUGAAAGCUGUCCUUGGGGACAAAUGCAAGAACAUGGAUUCAAAGCUGCUGAAGUCGAUUCUCCCCAAUGAUACAAGAUUCCCCGAGUUCUAUGGUCUCCCAAAGGAUCAUAAACAGAACCUACCCCUACGACCCGUCGUGUCAGCAUGUGAUAGUCCUGUCACGGGCAUAUCAAUCGUACUAGAACGCAUUCUACACCAGUUGCUAGACUUGGUCCCAGCACACCUCACUAAUACGAAUGAAGCCCUUGAUGACAUCUGCGCUUUAUACCCAGAUCUCAAAGCUCCAGAGGGGACUAUUCUUGCCACUUUGGAUGUCGUGGGCCUGUACCCGAGCAUUCCAAUUGAAGAGGGAGUCACCGCAGUGGGAGAAAUAUUGGUACAGAAUUUCAAAAGAAUCAACAUGUUCGGCCUUGACGUGUGCGAAGUCAAGGACUUGCUUCAAUUUGUUCUCAGUAACAAUUUCUUCAGAUUCGGGCGACAAAUUUACCACCAGCUAGAGGGAGUUGCAAUGGGCAAUAAUCUAGCACCACCAUUCGCAAUAUUGUUCAUGCACUCUCUGGAAACGCGCCUUCUUGCCGAUUCACCGGUUCUGCCUGUGCUGUACAAACGGUACAUUGAUGAUGUGAUCAUUCUCUGGACCCACGGUGAGGAACGCCUCUUGGAGCUAAUACAGCACUUCAAUGCAGGACACGACCGACUCAAGUUCACCUACGAGCUCAGCAGUAGCAAAGGCUGGAUUGAUUACAUGGACGUGACGAUUGCCAUACAACAGUCGGGCCAGAUGACGUACAAGCUCUUCCAAAAGCCAUGCAAUAGUGGAUUGCUGAUAGACUACGCAUCUGCUGUACCUCAUCACAUCAAACUUGCCGUUGCAAAGUCUCAAUUCUUAAGAGCACAACGUCUGUCUUCCAAUGACACCAUGUGUAAAGAAAGUGAACAGAAAAUUCAAGACCAACUUCAACUCAACCACUAUCCAGAGAGCCUCAUCAUCAAUGCCCGAGAAGCAGCAAGGAAACCCAAGCGUCGCCGCCGAGGUAAUCCGUGUUGUGCGUUUCUGAAGCUGCCGUAUAAGUCGGACAGGGUGCAUCACAGCGUCAGCAAAGCUAUCCGGAAGCACAAGUUACCAGUCCGGGUGGUUUACGAGCAUGCGGGCAGCCUCAAGCGUCAGCUCUGUCACUCAGCACAAAGUCCGCCCAGCUGCAUUAAGGAGCCCAACAUCAGAAAGACAAAGAGAAGAGGACGCCCAUUGGGGCCGUGUCUGACUUGUAAGUCGGGUGGAGUGAAAAUAUGUUUGAAGAAGAAUGUGAUAUACCGGCUGCAAUGCAAGUUGUGCAGGGAAAAAUACAUCGGAGAGACGGGUCGCACACUGGAGACAAGACUGGAGGAACACAACGGUGAAGCUCGUAGGCGCACUGUGGAUAAGCCAUGGGGUGACCACAUGCGAGCUAAGCAUGCAGGGAUCAACCUACAUGUAGGUGUCGGGGACAGCAUCUUCUCGGCAGUGUCUGUGGUUGCAAGAGCCAGUGACAGGGCAAGCCGCAAAUUGCGAGAGGCAGUGGAGAUCAGAAACGAAGGCCCAGAGAUCAACACCAGUACUGGAUGGUCAUUACUCUAA